Messenger RNA from Exophiala bonariae, 1872 nucleotides. RefSeq lists its product as uncharacterized. NCBI's taxonomy places the organism in Eukaryota, Fungi, Ascomycota, Eurotiomycetes, Chaetothyriales, Herpotrichiellaceae. Bases 1 to 1872 code for a protein of 623 amino acids. Gene Ontology annotation, biological process: positive regulation of transcription by RNA polymerase II. Gene Ontology annotation, cellular component: nucleus. The record is from RefSeq and is a predicted model, not a curated record. The transcript is spliced from 2 exons.
AUGUCUGAAAUUGGUGAAGCCAGCACCACUACUCCCAAUCCCCCUCCUCCACAAGAUGUUGUCCCUCAACAAGGUCAACUUCCUCAACAGCCCGCUGCCGCCGCCGCUCCGCAACCCACUGCCCCUGCGGUGAACUCUGCAGGUGAAAAUUUGCAAUGUCAGUGGCAAGCCUGCGGCGAACGCUGCACCUCACCAGAAGCCCUCUAUGUAAGUCGAUCAUUCUCCAUCACCACUCAUUUCGAUCCAUCUAAUCGGCAACAGGAACACGUUUGUGAACGUCAUGUUGGUCGCAAGUCGACUAACAACCUCAACCUCACCUGCGCAUGGGGUCAGUGCCGCACCACCACGGUCAAGCGCGACCAUAUCACCUCUCACAUCAGAGUUCAUGUGCCCUUGAAACCUCAUAAAUGCGAGUUCUGCGGCAAGGCUUUCAAGCGGCCCCAAGAUCUCAAGAAGCACGUCAAGACACAUGCUGACGACAGUGUGAUCAUGCGCUCUCCAAACUUGGAGCCCAAUGGUGGACAGCGUCAACCUCAGAAUGGCAUGCCCUCGGGCGCAGACUACAACGCUUCCUACUAUGGUCAUCCUCUGACGGGUCAAGUUCCUCCCAAUUACUAUGCACCUGCCAUGCCUGGUCCUGCCGACUACGCUGGUCAACAUCAUCCCAAUCAGUAUUAUCAACCUCACCCUCAGGCUGGCGCUCACCCAGGCUAUGGUCCAGUGACAUACUACAGCACUGCCCCUCAAACCACCUACGAUUUCGAAACCCGCAAGCGUGGCUAUGAUGCUCUUGAUCACUUCUUCGGCCAGGUGAAGCGUAGAGAGCUCGACCCAAUCAAUUUCCACAACGUCAGCCGUCGCCUUUUUGAGCUUCAAGGUCUUCAACUUCCUCAAAUCAUUCCAUCUGCUGUCUCGGUUCCGGCCUACCAGCCUGUCUCGCUUGGUGGAGCGUACGAUCAUGCCGAUCCUAUUCAAGCUUACAGCUUGCCUCCUAUGGGCAAUGCAAAGACUCGUGAAGACUUGACCUCGAUUGAUCAAAUUCUUGAGCAGAUGCAAGCCACCAUCUAUGAAAACGACAACCACUUGGCUCAGAAUGGUGUUGCACAACCUGGUGCGAGCUAUGUGGCUUACAGAACAAGCAAUAGCCCACCCAGCUCUCAUAUGCCAUCUGCCGCUUCUCACAGCACCCCUUCAUCCAUGCUUCAACAUCAUCACCAGGGCAGCAUUGCCAGCGCGACUGAUGCAAGCACUCCAGGACUUACUCCACCAUCUUCUGCUCAAAGCUACACCUCCGGUCAAAGCCCUCUACAGGGUCAUGCUGCACCAUCCACCAGCGCCAUGUACCCUACUUUGCCAUCCAGUGCCAGUGAUAUUGCUUAUGCUGCUGCCAAUGCUGCAACUCUCAGUGGGAUGUAUGACAGCGAAGAUCACCGUCGGCGUUACAGCGGUGGCAUGCUGCAACGCGCUGCUCCUGCACCUGGCAAAGAUGACAUGGAUAUCGCUAGUGAUGGAUCUGUCACCCCCCCUGCCUCUGCUAUGAAUAAACAAGCCAAGGGCAAGGGUAAAGCUUCGCCAGAAGAAAGUGUCAUUGACCCAGCACUCAGCGCUGAUGCCAGUACCCCCAAGAGCGACUCCAAGGAAGCCGAUCAUGAACAAGUUUGGGUCCAGAACAUGCGACUCAUCGAAUGGAUGCGGGAAUUUAUCAAGAAGAGACUCGAACGUGGAGAUUUCGGAGAUGUGGAAGGCAAUGAGUCUGACGUCAAAGACGAGGGCAAUGUUGACACUGAUAUGUCAGGCACUGACGACCACAAGGACAAGUCUGAUCAGGAACAACUUUACCCUGUUCUUCGACACGUCGAGGAGAGUGUAUGA